Molecule: messenger RNA, 1417 nt
Organism: Andrographis paniculata
Lineage: Eukaryota; Viridiplantae; Streptophyta; Magnoliopsida; Lamiales; Acanthaceae
Product: 3-hydroxyisobutyryl-CoA hydrolase 1-like
Exons: 14
Coding region: 122-1270 (382 amino acids)
Biological process (GO): L-valine catabolic process
Molecular function (GO): 3-hydroxyisobutyryl-CoA hydrolase activity
Source: RefSeq, a predicted model, not a curated record
AUUUUUAUUUGACUUUCACUGUUGCACGCAUAUCUUGUUGCACGCAUAUCUACUGUGUUGCCUCCCUCCCUCCCUAAUUGUUGCUGGUAUCAGCAACCAGAAACAAUCGAUUUCUUCGGCCAUGGCUUCUUCCAACGGAGCGACCGAUCAGGUCCUGGUGGAAGCAAAAUCAUCUGUGAGAAUUUUCACGCUGAACAGGCCUAAACAGCUGAAUGCACUCUCAAGCACCAUGGUUUCACAGUUGUUGGAGCUUUUUCUUGCGUGUGCUAAAGAUUCUUCUGUAAAAUUAAUAAUCUUAAAGGGAAGUGGAAGAGCAUUUUGUGCUGGAGGUGAUGUUGCUAAAGUUGUUCAGGAUAUUAAGCAAGGCAACUGGAAGGGAGGAGCGGACUUUUUCAGAGAGGAGUAUACAAUGAAUUAUGUGAUUGCCACAUACAGUAAACCACAGGUUUCUAUUCUUAAUGGAAUUGUCAUGGGUGGAGGAGCAGGUGUGUCCAUACAUGGUAGAUUCCGUGUUGCUACGGAGAGAUCGCUUUUUGCUAUGCCGGAAACAGCAUUGGGACUUUUCCCAGAUGUAGGCGCUUCCUACUUUUUGUCAAGACUCCAUGGCUUCUUUGGGGAAUAUGCUGGUCUCGUUGGCGCAAGGUUGGAUGGUGCUGAGAUGCUUGCUUGCGGUCUGGCAACCCAUUAUGUUCCAUCAGAGAGAUUGCCAUUGUUGGAAAAAGCACUUGUUGAAGCAGAUUCGAGUGAUCCAGCUGUUAUCUCUUCUAUUAUUGAUAAGUUCUCACAGACACCACUUUUGAAAAAGAAUAGUGCUUAUCACAGGUUGAGCAUAAUCAAUAAAUGCUUUUCAAGAAGAACGGUAGAAGAUAUUAUAGCUGCCCUUGAGAGUGAGGCUGCUGCCAACAAAAACGAUGAGUGGAUCUCUUCCACAAUUCAGUCACUUAAAAAGUCCUCUCCAACAAGCCUCAAAAUUUCUCUUAGAUCGAUUAGGGAAGGAAGACUCCAGGGCAUCGGUAAAUGCCUUGUCCGGGAAUACAGAAUGGUUUGUCAUGUGAUGCUUGGGGAAGUUAGCAAUGAUUUUGUCGAGGGUUGCCGCGCUAUACUGUUGGACAAGGACAAAAAUCCAAAGUGGGAGCCCUCCAAGUUAGAGUGUAUAAGUAGCGAAAUGGUCGACCGGUACUUCUCCAGAGUACACGACGACAAUGACUGGGAAGAUUUAAAGCUCCCGAUGAGUCCAAAUCUCCCAGCAUACGCCCUCUCUAAAAUUUAAUUAUAUGCAUUAUCUAUCUCUAGCUUGCUGCAUUGUGUUAAGUAAGUUCUCAUGGCAUAGUAAAUAAUAAGGUUUCCAUAAAAUACAUUUAUGGAAAAUGUGAACUGAAAGAAUAUACUUUGAUUAUAUAUUACAACUUUUAAACAA